This is a messenger RNA of Cryphonectria parasitica EP155, 2113 nucleotides long. RefSeq lists its product as uncharacterized. NCBI's taxonomy places the organism in Eukaryota, Fungi, Ascomycota, Sordariomycetes, Diaporthales, Cryphonectriaceae. The coding region runs from base 1 to 1575 and encodes 524 amino acids. The record is from RefSeq and is a predicted model, not a curated record. The transcript has 2 exons.
AUGAACGAGGCUGAACAGAGAGUCACCCUUGGGAGAAAGCGGCAAUUCGGCGAUAUCUUCGGUCCACGCGGCGCAAACCAGCAGCGGAGAUCGAGUGAGAGCGUCGGCCAUAUCUCAUCGAGUACGGUCCCUGGCAGGUUCAGCCACCAGACUUUCAGGUCCUCAUUAUCCUCCUCCAUCACAAGUCGCUAUCCGUCUGUUGAUUUCACCCCUCUGGGCGUUCCUCGAUUACGAAGCAGCUCUAUGGCUGAUUUUCACCUCGUGCGUGAGGGUGACCAAGCUGACGGCCAGAAGACGAGAUCUUUAUGUUCUCAUUUGCAUUCAAGAUCCAACAGCAGCGACGAUUUGUACGCACGCGCCAGAACAAAGGAACGUCCCUCGGCUCUCAGGGUCUUCACUAGAGGUGACGAGCACAGCGUGCCCUUUGGCACUAGCCACGUGCGCGAAUGGGAAUCAUCAACACCAUGUAACUCAAUGUCGACCUCAAGCGCUUCCAAUGUUUAUUCCGGAAGUAGCAUUCGCCCCACGUCGCGACAUACGCACGCAACGUCUGUUGACUCUACGCCUCAGCAAUCUUUGCGCAAAAGCGAGGAUAGUUUUCUCUCCGAAUCCCAGGGCCAGCAUGGGAUUAGCACAAAGGAGUGGUCUCCUGCGACGACUAAGGCAACAGGGUUCAAUAUCGACGAUUACAUCUCUUCAGAUGACGAAGACUUUGAUACUACAGUGCGGCGACCCUCAGCCGCGGGGGAGGAGGACCUGCUGUUCGACUCAAGUUUCGGAUUCACGGGCGCGGUACUUCCAGGUCUGAUGGAACCGAUGGAUUAUGGAAGCUGUCCAUCGCCCACUGUCAGGUACGAUCGAUGCAAGGCAGACAGCCCCAUUGAAGAGGAGGAUGAAUCUGGUGAGCAGGACACCGAUACUGCUUACACAGCGGAUAUUGAGGAUGACCGGACCAGCGCACAUCGCGACCCACCCUUCACGUCGCUUCGCCAAGUGCGGCGCAAAUACAGCAACGGAAAUAUGGGAACGUUUGGAAGAAAAUCGGCAAGGCCUAUCGUGUUGGGUCAUACAGACAAGGGCUCGGUGAUGAGCACAUCCGUUGAUGGGAGACGAAGCUCGCAGGCUGAGGACGGUCAACACCGCACACUACGCAGAUCAUCAAGCGAUCUUGGCGUGUACGACCGUGGCCCCGCAACCUGCAGGGGCCAAAGCAGGCUCUCCGCACUGGGGACGCUGCACGCGCGAAACAUUGACUCUGCUGUGUCGCUGGGUGAGCCUCAAGACGGCGCCAACGCAUCUGGCGGUGCCCGAGAAGCCGUGAAGACGGCGGACACCAUCAGGGAGGAGACUGGGAAGGUCGACCAUGCCACUGCGAUGAGGCUGAGGAAAGAGGGCAAGGCUCGGAAACGAGCACAGGACGCUCAGAACCUCCGCAACAAGAGGAUGACAAUGGCCUUUGGGGUUGUCGAGGACGACGCCGCUGCUGUUGCUGGGCCGCAGGCUGAAACUGAUGAACCAGACCGAGGACGGUCGCUGGUGAGAAGGUCGGGCAUCCAAGGGAAGGAAAAGGAGUGAAGCUGAGAAGUAUUGUUUGAAUUUUUGUACUUCAAAUCGGUCGUCAAGAAGGCUACCCGGGGGAGAUGAGGAGGGGGGGUCCGCAGACGCCAUACAGACCAACCUCCGGUUUUUUUGUUUUUUUUUUUUCUUCUUGCCGCCAAUAUCUUUACCUUUGGUAUCUUGUUUUGCACGGCUUGUGCCGACACCCAUUCUUUAGUAUUCAAGAUGAUCUCGACAAGCAUCGGCGUUUGCCAUAUUGGAAAUCUAGGCAGGGGGAGGUUACGGGCUAGGAACUUGUUAGAACAGAGGACUGGCUAUGGAGUAGGUAACACGGGUACGGAACAUCAUCCGCUUCUCUUUGGGGGGGAGGGGGGGAGUUUGAUUCCUCUAUGUUUGUGCAAGCGAUCUUGGAUAGGUAAUGAAUUACGAGGCGCUGGGCUGAGAGGAUGCGAGAAAGUGUGGCUUAGACAAAUCUGGUUAUCGUACACCCGUGGUCAUCGUGGUGCCGCCUUCGCUCCUGUUUCAGCCAAUGAAUAAUUGCUUGAAUUUAAUAACG